Myxocyprinus asiaticus (Chinese sucker) is the source of this 7409-nucleotide messenger RNA. Its product is annotated as volume-regulated anion channel subunit LRRC8A-like. Lineage: Eukaryota; Metazoa; Chordata; Actinopteri; Cypriniformes; Catostomidae. The transcript has 4 exons. Bases 1703 to 4093 code for a protein of 796 amino acids. Gene Ontology annotation, molecular function: protein binding. The record is from RefSeq and is a predicted model, not a curated record.
GAUUUUACAGGUGUACUUUUAGUCUAUAAUACUUUAUUGUAAUUAUAUAUUACUAUAAUUAUACAUAUUAUAUGCUCUGCACCCAUCUACUGAGGGAGGAGAAUUUAUAGUACAAAAAGGACUCAAAUAUUGAUCAGUUUCUCACCCACAUCUAUCAUAUUGCUUCAGAAGGCAUAGAUUUAACCUCUGGAGUCUCGUGGAUUACUUUUAUGCUGCCUUUAUGUGCUUUUGGUGCUUCAAAGUUUUGUUCACCCUUCACUUGCAUUGCCAGCCCUGGACCAACAGAGCUGAGAUAUUCUUCUGAAAAUCUGUUUGUGUUCAGCAGGAAUAAAAAAAAUAAAAAUAAAAAAUAAAUAAAAAAGAAGAAAAAGAAGAAGAAGAAGAAGAAGAAGAAAAAGAAGACAUAUACAUCUAGGAUGGCAUGAGUGUGAGUAAAUGAUGGGAGAAUUUAAAUUUUUGGGUGAACUAUUCCUCUAAGACAAAAAGAGAAAAUAACACAAUCUUUACAAACCAAUAUGUUUAUAUGGGACAUUCACAACUAUUUUAAUGUAGAACAUUUUCUAAUAAAGAUAACAGUAAGAUAAAGUCAGCUGCACACGUUUUAAAAAUGUGUUUGAAAAUGUACAUUUUUAAAGUAGCAUAUAUUCCAUCUCUUUAUUGCCAGAUUCAUUCAUGGUGGAAAAGAACAAUAAUGACAGAAAUAUAAAUUACAAGAAAUAAAGAUGCUUAAAUUUGAAACCAGAAUCACUUGGUGAGGAAUACAGCACGAGAUAAUUGUAAUUGAGCGCGAUCCAGUCCAGUGGGUGGCGCUAAUGAGACGUGAAAAGCACAAUCCAAAACUCAGUAAGCACUGCCAUCUAGUGUAUUAAAUUGAAUAUUAAAACUGCAUUUGAUCCAUGUAGCAGAGAUUGUUGUUUUGCGCUGUUUGUCUUGUUUUGUCUUGUUUCCUUUCUUGCUAUCAACGCAGUGGAGAAGAAGUGGCAGCACGCUGCUGGGUGAGUAUAUGCUACUGUCAAAUAUCUGACUUACACCGACCCGUUAUACAAAGACAUCCAGAAAACUAAUAACAAGAUAUGCUGUACUGAGCUGCGAGUGUGAUUAUAAUCAGAUCAACAUGAACAGUCGGCAGUGGGCCUUUUUAUUGACUAAUUUACUAGUUGUUGUUUUCAGACAAACAUUGGCAGUAUUGGUGACUGGUGUCAGUGCUUGUCGGUGCUGGUGGACUCGCCAUAUCUAGCUGAGAGGAUUCAGAAUUGAACUGGUUUAAUCCAGUUGUCUAGUUUCUAAGUAGUCUGGAAAAAUCAAAGACCGCCAUUGAAACAGCUUUGAAAAUGGUUCUCAGAAAAUACAAAGUUCAAGUAUUGGACAUUGUAUUGCAUGCUGCUUUAUCACGGCAGGAAAUCUGUGUCCCAUCCUGACAAAAAAUUGGACCGUGAUGAGUGCCAGUUCCUGACUGGACAUGUGGACUGUUAGGUAAGAUCCAACUGAGGAGACACUGCUUCAGACACGGCCCUGCCCAAGACAAACAGGAUCUGAACCCUGGGGUCACGGACUCUCCAUUGCCAAAGGAGACAUUUCUUCAGUGUUAUUAUAGGAAAUGGCUAAUAAUAGAUGACAAGAAAGCCAAAGUGUUCUUUCAGCAGAGUCUUCUUUUGUAGCAGCCUCAGCCAGAGAAGACCGCUGUCCUCGAUUUUGAUAAAUCAUGAUCCCCAUAACUGAGCUGCGCUAUUUUGUGGAUACGCAACCUGCAUAUCGCAUACUAAAGCCAUGGUGGGACGUGUUCACAGACUACUUAUCAGUAAUUAUGCUGAUGAUUGCCGUAUUUGGUGGCACGCUUCAGGUCACACAGGACAAGAUGAUAUGCCUACCCUGCAAAUGGGUGGUUAACAAGACUUGUAGAAAGUAUUUCAAUUCAACUUUUUCUGUGCCCUUGACCCUUGAACCUCAAGGAAUCCAGUAUGAUCUUGAUCGUCACCAGUACAACUAUGUCGAUGCUGUGUGCUAUGAAAACAAGCUUCACUGGUUUGCAAAGUAUUUCCCAUAUUUGGUGCUGCUGCAUACUCUCAUCUUUCUGGCUUGCAGCAACUUCUGGUUCAAAUUCCCUUGGACAAGCUCUAAAUUGGAACAUUUUGUGUCUAUUCUUUUGAAAUGUUUUGACUCGCCAUGGACCACACGAGCUCUGUCUGAAACAGUAGUGGAGGAAAGUGACCCCAAAGCUCUGGUGAAAAUGAAUGGUUCCUUCGAUAAGAAGGCUUCAUGUGUCAGCGAGGAUGUUGAGGCGAGUGUUCCUAUGCUGUCAACAACCAGGUCUCGUUUUGAACAAGGAAUUGUGGACCACUCUGAAACUGGUGUCCUGGACAAAAAGGAAGGUGAACAGGCUAAGGCAUUGUUUGAAAAGGUGAAGAAGUUUCGAAUUCAUGUCGAAGAGGGGGACAUAGUGUACAGACUCUACAUCCGACAAACUAUCAUCAAAGUAGUUAAGUUUAUCCUUAUAAUCUGCUAUUCAGGUUACUAUGUCCACAAUAUUCAAUUCAGUGUUGACUGCAGUGUGGAUAUUGAGAAUCUCACAGGUUAUCGGAUGUACAAUUGUGCCCAUCCCUUGGCCACUCUCUUUAAAAUCUUAGCUUGCUUCUACAUCAGCCUAGUAGUUGUGUAUGGGAUGAUCUGCAUGUACACCCUCAGCUGGAUGCUACGACGUUCGCUCAAGAAGUACUCUUUUGAGUCUAUCAGGGAGGAGAGUAGCUACAGUGACAUCCCAGAUGUGAAAAAUGACUUUGCCUUCAUGUUGCAUAUGAUUGACCAGUACGACCCCCUCUAUUCCAAACGAUUUGCCGUUUUCCUCUCAGAGGUGAGUGAGAACAAACUUCGCCAGAUGAACCUUAACAACGAGUGGACUUUGGACAAGCUUCGGCAGAGGAUCACCAAAAACUCGCAAGAGAAGUUAGAGCUGCACCUCUUCAUGCUCAGUGGAAUUCCAGACACAGUCUUUGACCUGGUAGAGCUGGAGGUUCUGAAACUUGAGCUCAUCCCUGAUGUCACUUUACCACCUAUCAUUGCCCAACUUACUAACCUCCGAGAGAUGUGGCUCUACCACACACCAGCCAAAAUAGAAGCUCCAGCUCUAGCGUUUCUGAGAGAGAACUUGAAAUCAUUGCACAUCAAAUUCACUGACAUAAAGGAGAUCCCUCUGUGGAUCUACAGCUUGAAGAACCUAAGCGAGCUGCAUCUGACGGGGAACCUUAGUUCUGAAAACAAUCGCUUCAUUGUCAUUGAUGGUUUACGAGAGCUGAAGAGACUAAAGGUUUUGAGACUUAAAAGCAACCUUACAAAGCUGCCGCAGGUGGUCACCGAUGUUGGAAUGCACCUUCAAAAGCUGUCCAUCAACAAUGAAGGCACCAGGUUGAUGGUGCUCAACAGCUUGAAGAAGAUGGUGAACCUGACAGAGCUGGAACUCAUCCGCUGUGAUUUGGAACAAAUACCACAUUCCAUCUUCAGCCUGCACAACUUACAGGAGAUUGAUCUUAAAGACAAUAACCUCAAAACCAUUGAGGAGAUCAUCAGUUUUCAGCAUCUUCAUCGACUUGUUUGUCUGAAACUGUGGUACAAUCAGAUUGCUUAUAUACCUAUCCAGAUAGGUACACUGACCAAUCUGGAGCGCCUCUAUUUGAACCGCAACAAGAUUGAGAAGAUGCCAAAUCAGCUCUUCUUCUGCCGGAAGCUUAGGUUUCUUGAUCUAAGCCAUAACAAUCUAACAGACAUCCCAUCUGAAAUUGGAACUUUGCUGAACCUUCAGUACCUUGCUGUAACUGCCAAUAAGAUUGAGGCUCUUCCCUCUGAGUUGUUUCAGUGUAAGAAAUUGCGUACACUGAACCUCGGAAACAACUGCCUGCUGUCCCUGCCCUCUCGAUUUGGGGAGCUCACCAGUCUGACACAGCUGGAGCUUAGGGGCAACAGGCUGGAGUGCCUGCCUGUAGAACUCGGAGAGUGCAGGUCACUGAAGAGGAGUGGUAUAAUUGUGGAGGACAAUAUUUUCAACACUUUACCAUCAGAGGUCAAAGAGCAGCUUUGGAGAAAUGAAAAAGAGGCUGCUUGAAAACGAGAUGCAGAAACCUGGAAGCACUUCCCUGUGUGAAGAUUUUAUGAAAUGCUGUGUGGAGGGGAAUUUUAACCAAGCAAUACUCUAGAAUUAGAUUUGUCACAUUUUUCAGGGUUGAGGAUGUUGUUUCCUGGAAGACAAAGGAAAAAUUGCUUCAAGUAAGUAUUGGGCAUUUGUCAUGUUUUAGUGAUCAGAAGUAAUAUUAAGUAACCCAGACAGUAAUGGUAUUUCUGCUGUUAGACAUUUAGGGGGAGUGAGCAGACCAAAUAUUACAUCUGGAUUGAAGUGCUGUUCAUUUUUGCCUUAAUUAAAAUAGACAACACAAUUUUAUUCUAAAAGUUUUAACUGUGUAUUUGAACUUGUACAACUUAUUUCUUGUUGUUAAUCUAUGUACAUGUACUCCCCAUUUAAACCCAUCAGGAUUGACUGUUUACUGCUAUAAUAUCUCAAUCUGAAAUUGUUGGGCAAAGCUGUUCAAAAAGCUCCUCAUUGAUCUGUUAGGGUUAACAUAUUUUAAAAGCAUAGAGAGCGCUAUGUAUCUACUUACUGUUUUUCAUACAUGCGCAAUAGUGAAGGGAAGAUCGGAUCAUUUUACUGACUUGAAUCUUUGAGUCUCGUUCAGCAAAAUAAACGAAUCUUUAUUCAAGUAAUUUCGUUCAUUUAAGCAGAAUUAAUUUAAAAUGUUACAUUUUCAAUAGCCAAAUCCCCCCACCCCCCCACCAACUCGUCUACUUACGCAAACUUUAAUUAUAGUCCCAAUAAGUAAAAAUUGAUAAUGCAGCCAAGGACAAAUGAUGAGAAACAGAAAUGAUUAGUUCACCUCUGGAAUCUUCUUGUCCGAGUCGUUCGCAUGACAAAAGAACUAACGACUCGGACCAGGGUAGGGUUGCACCAGCUGUGCGUUAAUUCUCACGUAAGUUGGGACGUAAAGUUCACACUAAGGGCUUAGUAGUUACUGGUUAGUUUGUAACUAAGUCAGUGCUUAAUUUGGUUGCACCACCUGUUCUUAAUGCAAGACUUAACUAGUAGGUCUUAAGUUCUCCGUAAAGUAAUGCGUAGUCGCAUAAUAUGACGUUUUGUAUACAGUACAAGUGUUAAAAAGCCAUGAACUUCAAUUUGAUCUUGUUACGGUUGAUGUUCAAACCUUGUCUGCUCACGUAACUGUGAGCUGUAAUUAUAUCCCCAUUAAAAUACGAUACGUAAUAAAAUUAGAAUGAAUAAAUAGUAUAUUUGACCUAACAAUAUAUAGGAACUGUAUUUAAAAUAAAUAAGAGGUGGUAAAUAAAUACUAAUACAACAGACUGUAAAAAUAGACAUUUAUUCAUUUUAAUAUCCUAUAUAUAUUUUGAAUGUGUUGAAACUUGACAUCAGGCGACGCACCCUGAAAACUGCACCGUUAGAACGGUUUCAUGCUAAAGAGCCGAAUAAAAGUAAUUUUCGCUCUCUUGUAAAUGUAAACGAGUGUAAAUGUCAACAAAUGUAUGUCAAAAUGAUUGAUGCCUGUCACGCAAAUCAUGAGCUCAUUGAUGUCAUAAAAUAUCAUUCGGAGGCUACCAUAAAUAUUUAGUUCAUACGUAGGGUUACGUCCCAUAAAUGUAAUGGUGCAACGCUCAAAUAUUUAGUAGUGCGUAAAUGCAAUCGCCCCCAGAAGACUCGAGAGGUGAACUAAUCAUUUCUGUUUCCCGUGUGAGCAAUGCAUAGCGUAUACGGCUGUCACGUGACAAAAGAACGAACGACUCAGACCAGAAGACUCGAGAGGUGAACUAAUCAUUUCUGUUUCCUGUACAGCACCUAUGCGGUUUUCAUGUAACAAACGAACAGAGGUUGCGCAAUGCACAUGCGCGGCCAACACAAAAUUAACGAAUCACUCUCUGAAAUUACUCGUUCUUCUGAGUCACAUAAAAGAUUCGUUCAUAAUGAACGACCCAUCACUAAUGCACAUUACCCAGCACAAUAUUAUGCUGUACAGCCUUUUUGACAUACUUAUUAUUUAUAAUGCCAAAUUAUUUAUUAAAGUCAAAAAGUCCUCUGCUGCAUGAAUUAUAUUCCUUAAAUGUCAAAGGUUUGGAGAAAUACAUAAUUCAGUUUUCAUUGGAUCUUUCAAUCAAUAAUAGGGAGUGUGUUAAUGUCUACUGUACUCUGUAAAAAAAUAAAAAUAAACUUGUUAAUCUCUGUAUUGAAAGUUAAGUAAUGUGUGUUAACUGAAUACAGUUUGGUUGCGUGAAUGGAUUUUGAUGGAGAUGCAUUUUUGUUGUAUUAAGUACCUGAUGUAAAAACAUCAGUUAACACUGAAAAAGUGAGAUACUGAUGCAUACAAUAUCUACAUGUUGUUAUUUGUACUAGGCUUAGGCAAAUUAGUUUACAAAUGUUGUUUUUUCAGACGUUUGCCUUUCAAGAAAGCGAACAAGUUUGACCUAGAUUACAUUACACCUUACAAAUACAGCACCUUAUUUUCACCAGUCUGCUCACUUUGAAAUGCCUUGAAUUGUCAAUUAAGAAAUUCUAACAAACAGUUUACAAUUUGUUGUAAUGGGAAAUUUUCUAUUUGUAUUCUGUUGAUAGGCAAGCAAGCAUUCACAUGGAAAAGGCUAGUACCCUCAACUUUGCACUAAACCUUGUUCAGCUUAUAAUCAUGUCAUGUUAUUCUCAUGAUAUUUUGGAACAACGCACUGUUAAGAAGAUAAUCAGUAUUUCAGGAAGCGUUGUGUAUGUAUGCAAUGCAUUUUUAAUAUGUGAGACGUUGACUGAAUUAAAGCUUGCAUUUUAAAUGCAGGUUAAUACUGUAUGGCAGUAUGUGUCUCGUAAGAUUUACCUGGCUGUUUUGUCAUGCCACUAUAACGGCCAUAUUCAAUCUGACAAACUUGUUACUGUUGAUAUGUUAUUGAAUAUAGCUUGUUACAUGUUGUGUAUUACCUCAGGUAUGAAACUUUUUAGGUUUUAUUUUAUUUUUUCACUAUGUACACAUUAGAAGCUGAAGCUAAUAGCAUUUCAGAAUUAAUUAUUACUCAGGUAAGUGCCAUUCAACUUUUAUUAAACAUUUGCAGCUUAGUUUGACUUUUUUAAAGUCAAUGUAUUUUUUUAUUAUUAUUGUAUUUAAAACAAUGUUACAGUGUUUCUUCCAGUGUUAACAUGUUUGUACCCAUUUGUUAUAUUUAUGGUUGAUGAUGGUUGAGUACAUGUAUUCUGUAAGCCCACUCUUUUUUUUUUUUUUUUUUCCAAAAGUAUAUUAUGUAAAAUAUUAAUUAAUUAUAAUUUAAUUAAAUGCCACAAAGUGUAUGAAGCAUACUGAGUGAAUAAACAAUUAGUUUUCUCU